AUGAACUUGGACCCAGCUGUUAAGUACCUGCAAUAUCCAGUAAACAUAGAUAUACGAGAUAGCAUAAAAUAUCACGAAAUAAUGAAAGAGUAUAAACUAGGACCAAAUGGCGCAAUCAUGACUUGUUUAAAUUUAUUUGCCACAAGAUUUGACAAAGUUAUUGAAAUUUUGGAAAAGAGGAAAAAUAAAUUACACUACAUAAUUGUGGACACACCGGGCCAAAUUGAAGUAUUUAACUGGUCAGCAAGUGGCAAUAUUAUUUUAGAAACCCUAUCAGUUAGCUUCCCCGUGGUUAUUAAUUACAUUAUUGACACUGUUAGAUGUGAGAGGCCCAUCACUUUUAUGUCCAAUAUGCUUUACGCAUGCAGUGUUUUGUACAAAGCUAGACUGCCCUUUCUGGCUUGCUUCAACAAAGUUGAUAUUAUUAAACAUGACAAAUGCAUCGAGUGGAUGAAAGAUUAUGACAGUUUCAAUGAGGAUGUUAUACAUGAUGAGAGCUACAUGGCUAGCUUUAGUAGAUCGUGCGCACUCAUGAUUAAUGAAUUUUACGAGGGCAUAAAAACUGUAGGCAUUUCUUCCAAAACGAAUGAAGGGUUUAAUAGUGUACUAAAAAAUUUAGAACUCUUGAAGGAGGAAUAUAUUAGCGAAUAUGUAACUUCCAUUGAAAAACAAAUGAAAAGAAUUAAAAGAAAAAAGGAAAAAGAUAUCAAAUUGAAAAUGGAAAAUUUGCUGAUCGAAAAGCAAAAGGACCUCUCCAGUUCGAAAAAUAAAAGUAUCGACCGCGUCUAUAACGCAUUUGAAAAAUUCGAAAAGGAACGAAUUUUCACGAUUCAUGUCUGCUCUCUGGAUAGGAAAAGCAAAACAUAA
Molecule: messenger RNA, 867 nt
Organism: Plasmodium cynomolgi strain B
Lineage: Eukaryota; Apicomplexa; Aconoidasida; Haemosporida; Plasmodiidae
Product: XPA binding protein 1
Exons: 2
Coding region: 1-867 (288 amino acids)
Molecular function (GO): GTPase activity
Source: RefSeq, a predicted model, not a curated record